CUUGUUGUCUGCAUCCGCAAUCGCGGGCUGUGCAGGCGCUUCUGGCACAGAGAUCAGUGAAAGGAGGUCCGAUGAUCGGUGCAACAGCUCUGCUGCGCCUGGCUCUGCUGCAACUGGCAGCCCUGAGCAUAUGCACAAACGCACUGCAAGCAACGCAUUGCAGUAGACGCCGCGGCGUGCGACGAAAAGCCGGCGAGGACGACAGCGUGCCGCGGCCGGAUCCAAUCUACUCGGACGAAGCUGUCGUCGCGCUCUGCAUGAACGCCCUGGGUCGCAACGACGACCCGGUCCCCGACGCGGGCCUGCGGACGUGCUGGAACUUCUCGCGCCGACCAGUGCAUGAAUCAAAUUGUCGUGGCGCGUCUCGUGGUGGCGGCACCCGACCCACUGUUUGAUUUGCCCACAGGAGCGACAUGUGUCGCGCGGCCGUCGGCGGCUCGCUGGCGGAUUUUUUGAAGUAUGCGAGGAAUCCAACGUUCGCGCAACUGGUGGACCACGAGUCGUGGAGCGGCAAGCUCGGCAACCGCAUCCCCGCGACGCAGACGCGCGGCGCGCUCACUACCAAUAUGGUGACGGUGCAGACGAAUCGCGGCCAGGAACGCAAGUUCCUAUGGACGCUGCAGCAACAACGACGGCCGCCGGACCAGGGCUGCUGGCUCGUGCACGAGUGUCUGUACGUGGAGAACGCGAUCGAGCAAACCUUGUAAUGUGUUAAACAACAAU
Pelagomonas calceolata is the source of this 723-nucleotide messenger RNA. Lineage: Eukaryota; Pelagophyceae; Pelagomonadales; Pelagomonadaceae. The record is from the annotation of a GenBank genome assembly.